Messenger RNA from Nannospalax galili (Upper Galilee mountains blind mole rat), 5844 nucleotides. It is a transcript of the gene Tgoln2, whose product is annotated as trans-golgi network protein 2. The coding region runs from base 90 to 1307 and encodes 405 amino acids. The record is from RefSeq and is a predicted model, not a curated record. Gene Ontology annotation, cellular component: trans-Golgi network; endosome; trans-Golgi network transport vesicle. NCBI's taxonomy places the organism in Eukaryota, Metazoa, Chordata, Mammalia, Rodentia, Spalacidae. The transcript has 4 exons.
CGCCGCACCGGAAAGGGAGGAACCACGCACUGCUCGUCCCGCGUGCCGCUCUGGCGUCAGCAGUAGAAGGCGGAAGCGUAGUCUUCAGGAUGCGGUUCCUGGUUGCGUUGCUCCUGCUGCGUGUCGCAGGGACGGGAGCUCCCUUGGCCCCUUCUCAGUCAGACGCCAACCCGGGAAAAGAAAAUCCACCACUUACGCCUUCCGCAGGCUCCAACCAUCUCCCCACGCCCCAGCUCUCACACGAAGACCUCAAGUUGAUCGAGCAAAAGCUAGCCGUUAAGGAAGUCCGGGGCAAAACUGGGGAUCCGAGCAAGGCAGCAAAUCCCGAUUUGGCCAGGUUCGAGGAACAGACCACUGCAACAGAUCUCGAGUCGGCCAAACCCCGAGCGCAGACCGCUGCAACAGAUCCCGAGUCCGCCAAGCCCCGAGCGCAGACCGCUGCAACAGAUCCGGAGUCAGCCAAGCCCGGACCGCAGACCGCUGCAGCAGAUCCCGAGUCCGCCAAACCCCGACCGCAGACCGCUGCAACAGAUCCCGAGUCGGCCAAGCCCCGAGCGCAGACCACUGCAACGGAUCCAGAGUCCAGAGCACAGGCCCCUGCAGCUGAUCCAGAGUCAGCCGGACAUGAAUCGCGGACCACCGCAACUGAUCCCAAGUUGGCUGGGUCCGGAGAGCAGACCGCCAUAUCUGAUCUCAAGUCAGGAGGCCUUGAACAGCAGACCCCGCCAGAAGACCCUAAGCCCCAUGACAAUGCGCAGGAAUCCCCAAAAGAUGUUUUGAUCUCCAAUCCCUCUUCAGAUAAGGAGACCCCCAAGAAUGACAAGACCCACCUACCUGAAAAAGAACCGUCAUCUGCGCAUACUUCUAAAACUGAGAUUGGGGAGAGACAGACAGUGGCCUCUGACCUCCCUUUGACUCAGGAAAGAGAAGAUAAAUCUUCAGAGCCUACUGAAGAUGUGGAUCCUAAGGAGGCUGAAGAAGGUGACACAGAGCCUGAAGAGGGCUCGCCUCUUGAAGAAGAGAAUGAAAAGGUGCUGAGCCCUUCCUUCAGUGGGAACCGGGAAGGGACACAUCUGGAUCCUGUGAAUAGCGAGGAUAACUCUUACAAGGAUAAUCCUGGAAGUGCCAAUGCAGAGAGCAGCCACUUCUUUGCAUAUCUGGUGACUGCGGCUGUUCUUGUUGCUGUCCUCUAUAUUGCCUACCACAACAAACGAAAGAUUAUUGCUUUUGCUUUAGAAGGAAAACGAUCCAAAGUCACUAGGCGGCCAAAGGCCAGUGACUACCAACGUUUGAACCUAAAGCUUUGAUUUUGUUUUAUCUGCAAGAACCUUGUCCUCACUGCUGAUUUGUUUCCGACUCAAGAGAAAUGAAAAGUACUGUGACCCCCUCUGAGGUUUGGUGACAAGUCCAGACUGGCAGAGACGGGUUGCUUCAGGUUUUGCACCUGCACUUUGGUGACAUUGUACUCCGGUGAUAUUUUAUUUACUUUCGUGUUCCCUUUCGCUGGUAUAUUCCAUCAUCCUUUCUUCCUUCGAGUGUGAGUAGAGGAGAUAUGUGAAACAUGAGCAAAGGGGACCCCAGCCCUGGGCAGCCUACACUGCUGACCAUUCUCCCUUAGCCUUGACUCGGAAGUGAGCUUAGUCCUUCCAGUUCAUCUUUGCAGCUCUAGAAUAUUGUGCAAGUAGAGGCGUUGUUUUAAUGCCUGUUUGAAGGAUUUGUGCCCUAGAAAAGAUGUAGAAGAUGGCAAAAUGCUGACCAGCAGAGGGAUAAUUUGAACAUGGAAUUCUCUCUAGAGACCUCAGCAGCAAACCAAAACAGCAAGCUUAAAGACUGCUUUGUCAUCAUCAAGUCUGACCCAUCUACAUAAAUUCUAUGCAUUUUUCUGGUAUUUUAUACCCAAGAAAAGGUGAAUCAGCUUCAUUUUGGUUGUACUAGCACAAAAAAGCUUGGGCCAGGCCUGUUGGCACAUACCUUUAAUCUCAGCACUUGGGAGGCAGAGGCAGGCAAAUCUUUGUAAGUUUCAGGCCAGCCUGGUCUACAUAGCAAGGUCUGGGCUAGAGACCCUGUCUCCAAAAACCACAACAAAAAGUGAGCUUGGGGUUUCUGGAAGUAAAGCCACUGUCCUAUCAGAUUUUUUAAAAAUAUGAUAAUUAUCAUUUAACAAGUGUGUUCUUUCAUAGUCACGCUAAAAGGGGCUCCUUGGAAAAGGGCAGGCCUUGAUUUGCUCAAGAAAAUAUGGAGAGAUUUGGUCUGCACAAAACAUGUUCUCCACAAACUCUAUUUUGCCUUUAUUGCCUAAUAUAGAGUCUUAACACACGUAUACAUACAUACAUACCCACACCUAAGAACUAAGUACACUCUGCACAGUUUACCUUAAUCUAAGAUGCUAAAGUGAUUAGUAAAAGAAUCUUUUCUCUCCCAUGCUGGAUCGUGAAACUUUAAGAACUCUAGUAGAGUCCCUGGGAUAACUGAGGAUAGUGUCUUGGACUACGCUGUGUCUGAAGUUUGACUCCAGUCUGUGCGGUCAUGCCUGAAGAAGAGAUUCUCAUCUAAUCUUAGGGACAUGGAAAGAGUGUGGGAAAGGAGAGAAACUGGGUGAGUUCUGUGCUGUCAGAGUCCAGUUGGAAGAAGAACUCAUCCUUGCGUCGUCUUGCACCGAGCUAAUAGCACAUAGGACCUGGAGUUAAGCUGCUAUUCUUGGCAGGUAGCACUCUGGAGAUAAGGACUGUGUGCUCCUCACUGGUCUUCUCUGUGCUGUACACAAGUCUUACAUUACUUUUCUUCAGCCUGAAAAAUCUUCUGAGGCCCCACCAGCUCUUCCUAAGACCUCUCUAGUUCUCCUAUCUUCCCUUCCUUCCUCAGGCGUUCUGUUUGUGCCCAUCUACAUGAACACCUUCCUUCCCUCCAGCCUGCAUACAUGCAUGAUGCCAGAUUUCCCUCACCCAUGUCCUUCCUGUUAAUCAUUCACCAUUCUGCUCUAAUAAGUGUCCUUUCCAUGGCCUUGCUGUGUGUUCUUUCCUGAUGUUUACAGAUUCACUUUGGUCCCUGUCUUUCUACUGUUUCUAAUGGUCAUUCACUUAACCAGAUCACCAAAUCCAAAGGUUCAUCCCGAAGAUUGCUCUUAUACUUGAUAGGAUUCGGUGCCAUGGGCCAUGCGCACUGACAUUCUCUUUGUGAGUGUCUCAUAAACUGCUUUGUCUUACCCUAUGCUGGUGGGGAGACGACCUCCAGAGUCAGGUCUCUGUUGCUUUGUCUGCCUCAGAAGUUCAUCUAUUCUUCAUUCUCUCAGUGACUCCUAGCCUCAUCUUUGGCCUACCUCUCAAGAACCCAGUCAUACUAUGUGCUAAUAGCUCAGCUACAUGCUGUUAGCACCACAAUCUGAGUUUGUCCUCCAGCCCUCAAGCUCUCUUCUCACUUGCCCAAUUUCUUUAAUUACCUGAAAACUCCAUACUGAAAAUUACCAUUUUUCUCAAGUCCUAUCCAAUUUUUAAAGAAAGUGUAUCCAACUACAGCCUUUCCCUCUUUGCUUACUUCCCUUAUCCCACACCCGCAUCCAUUGUACUUUUCUGUUCAUUUUUUUUUUUUUUUUUCCUUUUUGAGACAGGGUCUCCCAGUAGCCCCGCCUGGAACUCACUUUGUAGACCAGGCUGGCCUCGAACUCACAGAGAUCUGCCUGCCGCUGCCUCCCAAGUGCUGGGAUUAAAGAUGUGCGCCACCACGCCCAACCUGUUCAACUUUUUAAUUUUCAGGAUCCGCCUGAACUGAUUCUCCUAACCCUUUUCUCAGGUCAGUUUGAAAAACAGUGACUUUUCUGCGUUGUGUGCCCUGGUCUGGAGCUUCUUUCUGAAGCUGUAGAUGCUUUAGUAUUCUGGACUCUGCAGAAGGAUUCCUUCUGGGCUUUUCCUUCCUCAGGUUCCCUCUCGCCUAUGCGCCCAUCGUGUCCUCCACAUUCCAACUUCCUGGGUUGUCCAGUGGUUAGGUUUUCCCUUUUCUCUCAGCUUACCCAAAUCUACCUUGUUUUGCAGGGCUCAGCCCACAUUCCAUGUUACUUCCUAGCUCCCCCAUUCUAUUCUGAUAGCUCUUUUUUUUUUUUUUUUUUUUUCCGGUCUUUCUGAGAUAGGGUCUCCCUAUAGCUCCAGCUGGCCUAGGACUUGCUACGUAGACCAGGCUGGCCUUGAACUCACAGAGUUCUGCCUGCCUCUGCCUCCCAGUGCUGGGAUUAAAGGUGUGAGCCACCACAGCCAGCUUUCUGAUAGCUCUUAAUGCUACCCCUGUCCAUUUGGGAACUUAGCAUGACAGAGGACUUAAUAUCUGAAGUUGCUCUGAUCUCACCAAGAAAUUAAGCUCUGAGAGAGAGUGCUUGACAUUGUUUACAUCUGCCAAGUGUUGUGACAGCCCUCGGAGACAUCGGGGGUCUUGGAGGAUUUUUCUUUCCAUGACAUCUUGCUGAGAUAGAAAUGAGGGCGCACACAGCUCUUUCUGGCUACUGGUUGCUGAGAUCUUGACUUGAUGGGCAGGAAGAAAGGUUGGUUUCAGGAACCAAAAGAUGGAUAGCAAGUGGACACAUAAGUAUUGUCACAGAGUUCAUGAAGCGUAACCCUUUGGGCUACUGAGAAAUAUUUGUGCUGGCAAAGUACAGUGGAAUUUGUUUCACUUGAGAAAUGGCACUGGAGUCAGUUCCCACCAAAGGAAAACUCAUUUUUAAGAUGCUUGUUGUUUUGAAGCGAAAAUACAUGAAGCAUGUUUGCCUAGAAUGUGGAUGGGGAUGAACCAGGUGAGGCGUCCGAGCUAGGGGCUGGGCUGGCAUGUAGGAAGCACACAGAGCCUCGGGAAGCACCCCCUAGACUGUUGCAGGUUUGCUUUCUUGCCCAUCUUUUGUCUAAAGGGCGAUUGGUUAAGGAGAGUCUGUUUCAGUCCUAGCUUAUUAAUAGCUUCACUGCUGUGAAUUACUGAGGAUAUUGUUUAUAGAAGCUACUUCAGGUUUGGGAGUCAGAGCAGAACAACUUAGAAAGACCUGACAGACUGACAUGUUUCUCCCUAGUGAUAGCUUUUGAUGAGGUGUUUGGUGAUAGAAUUAGUACCCUUUGGAAUUUCCCCAGCGGCCAUGCUUUUUCUUCCCCAGGGUAGUCUGAUACAUAUGUUGGAGUGUGCUGUGCUUUUGCACAUGCCCUGGACUGCAUGAACUUGGAGUGGGGUAUGCUAGCCACAAGGUCCUAUGGCUUUGCAGGCUGUCUUCUGAAAACCCUUACUAGGAAGGUUGCAUUUGAUAUUGCCUUGCUAAAGAAUGCUUUAAAGAUGUUUUGAGGUUUAAUAACUACAUCCAGAGCAAGGGUGACUCAGUUCAUUUAGCACCUCAAUUGAAAUGUGAAUCUCCUAAAUAUUUCAGCUUAGAAACUCCUCUGUAGGGUCUGGGCAUCAGCUGGCAUAGCAUGUCAAAUUGCCCACAAAGCUGGCACCCUCACACUCUGAUAGGAAUUUAAUUCACCAGACUGCUGUUAAGUAAAUGAUUGAAUGUUGAAAUUGUUAGUCUUGUUUUGUUGAAAUUGUUAGCCUUGUUUUGUCCCAAUUAGUAGAUUGCCACUGUUAGCCAUGGAGUCCUAUAGUUUCACCUUUUUUGUAACAAAUCUAAUUGCUUAAUUUUAUUUUUUUAAAGCUUAUUAUUGUUUAAUGACACAUAUUUUUUCAGUAUAUUUGAGCUUCUGUACAUGCCAUCUCAAUGUAGUUUUAUGCCACUAGUGAACAGAAACCAAAAUAAAUUUCAGAUAUUAAAGCAAUGAAACCACUACAUGGUACUAAUACUAUAUUAAAAUGGACUGAUAAGACUGGUACCUCAGUCUGACCUAA